Scleropages formosus (Asian bonytongue) is the source of this 2365-nucleotide messenger RNA. RefSeq names its product macrophage-expressed gene 1 protein-like. The record is from RefSeq and is a predicted model, not a curated record. Gene Ontology annotation, biological process: defense response to bacterium. Bases 226 to 2106 code for a protein of 626 amino acids. NCBI's taxonomy places the organism in Eukaryota, Metazoa, Chordata, Actinopteri, Osteoglossiformes, Osteoglossidae. The transcript is spliced from 2 exons.
UAUCAUUAUUAUUAUUUCUUUCAAAAGCUUCUGCAUCCACGAAUGGAAUGUAAUGUUGGACACGUAACUUCAGCUGCACAUAUAAUUGUAAGACGUAGCUUUUGAACACAGUUUGUUCACACCCCUCAGUUAAGGCACACCCAUUCAGCACGACAUGCCCAUCAAUGUUCUGAAACUCAGAUAUCUCCCAGUAUCAGUGACUGUUAGUCAUCUGAAGCUUCUACGAUGAAGAAGAUGGCUAUAUGUGCUGCCAUUCUGUGCGCCCUGUUGCCCCUCUUGACCUCAGGUCUUAGCAUCAACUCCAGCAGCUUGAAUGAAUGCAUAAAAGCCUUAAAUUUGCCCGCUCUGGAGGUUCUGCCAGGCAGAGGAUGGGACAACCUACGCAACGUGGACGCUGGUCGUGUGAUGAAAGUAGAUUAUACCUUGUGCCAAACAACAGAAGAUGGGAGAUACCUGCUGCCAGACCAAGUGGUCACUGCGCCACAGAAGUCCAACACCAUUGAGAUAAACUCUGAAAUUGUGGACAGCUGGCUAGACUACAAGAGUGAGACGGCAUAUUCCAUUAAUCAGGAUUCUUCAUGGUAUUUCCUCCUCAAUGGCAAAUUUUCCCUGGAGAUCCAGAAGAUGAAGCAGCAUCAGACAAAAGAAAAUACUGUCAUCAGUAGGAUAGAGAUGCGUAACAACAUGUACACUGUACAAAGCAAUCCCAGCUUCACCCUGGACCCUGUCUUCAAGAGUCGUGUGACUGAAAUUGCCACGGCGCUGCAGAACAAUGACACCCAAAUGGCCAACUUCCUGUCUGAGACCCUGGUGUUGGAUUACGGCACGCACGUGCUCACAUCUGUCGAUGCCGGUGCCAUUCUCGCACAGGAAGACUAUCUCAGAAGGUCCGCCAUGCAGGACAGCUCUGUGACUGCACAUGCCAGCAUCUUGUUCUAUAAAAAGAUGGGCAUUAGCCUGAAUUAUAAAUUAGAUAACUCAAAUAAAACCAGUCCCUUAGACUAUUACAUAGGCAACAUUACCUACUCCAUGAUGAUAAGCUAUGGUGGCACGCCCUUCUAUCCAGACAUGACCCUGAAGGAUUGGGAAACGAGCAUCACCGAUAACCUGGUGGCCAUCGAUCGCUUCGGCGUGCCGCUGCACCUUGUUCUCAGUCAGGACACCCUUCCUGACUUGCCAGAGCCCAUCAUCUUCACACUGAGGGACGUAGUAUCACAAGCUAUCCAGCUCUACUAUACAGUCAACACCAUUCCUGGCUGCACUGACCCUGGUUCCCAGCACUUCAACUACCAAGCUAAUGUUGAUGACCACUCCUGCACUGAUUCUACAAAGAACUUCAGCUUUGGUGGGGUGUUUCAGCAAUGUACACCUCUGACCGGAGACCCAAGGACUGUCAUGUGGUGCAAAAGUCUGACACAGAAGAACCCAAUAACAGGGAAUAUGAGUUGUGGUGCACUGUACAAUCAGACCUUGCUGAGAACGGAAGUAAAGGAGCAGAAUUCCAUUCAGUUUGACUGCCAGAAAAGUUGUUAUUCCUGCUGGCUGAUUUUCACAUGCUGUGAAGAUUUAUGCAGCAACACGUAUGCAGUAGAGAGUGUGAGGGUUGAAACUUACUGGUGUUCUGCCAGCAAUGUCAGUGAAGCAGAACCCUCUGGGGCUAUCUUUGGGGGUCUCUAUGGGCCAACUAUGGUGAACCCCUUGACCAACACCAGAAGCUGUCUCAGUGGCUCUCUUCCCGCUACACUGUUGUCCGAUGGGCUAAAGAUCUGUCUGGCCAAGACCUCCACGGGGGCUUUGCAACACUCUGUACAAUUUGGGGGUCUGUUCAGCUGUGAAGCAGGAAACACCAUGGCAGGUGGUAUUUAUCACUGUCCUCAAGGUUAUAUUCAAGAGUCAGCUGGAGUCAGCGACGGAUGUGAGAUUCUUUACUGCCUGUCGGGGAUCGAAACUAAGGAUGAGGUGCCAAUCCAACUGCCCCCCUACACCCAGAAGGUGGUGUUACAGGUUAUUACAACUUCUAAGAGUGUAUGGUGCAGGGGGUCUUUGAGAAAAGUUCUGGGAAUGGCAUUGGCAAUCACUCUGUCACUGCUCAUGAAGAUCUCAUAGAUGGGGUUGCCUUUGGGACUCACCAGUCAUCUUCCCACAUCUGUUGUUUGACUAUUCCAGCUUUCUUUUUCUUUCAGCUUUGUGAUCACAAAGCUGUCAAGUUCAUUUUCAGCAGUUUUGUCCAGGGGUCGCCUUUGUCACCCCAUAUUUAUCCAUCAUUUAAAGAACCAAUCAGCUGAGGGGGAUGAUGAAUUGUACAGUUAAAACAAUGUGAACAAAAUAUAUUGAAUAAAGAGGGGGUGCGGUGGCGCAGUGGGUU